AUGAUCGUUUACGUUCCGGGUAGAAUGCCAAGCCACGUUGGUGCGUACGGCUCCGUUCGUUAUCCUGGCACGUUGCUAGGAGCGAUACCGGGUUUUUACAGCCCGAUUUCCGGUUACCCGACUAGCCCAAACAUCAACUACUACGGGAGUCUCAGCCUGCAUCAACAAGCACCGCUAGACCUUCCGGUUUGGCCGCGAAGCAUGCCGGUCGAGGAAGAACUCGGAACUUCCCCAUCGACCGCGUUGCCGGGUUUGGGAGUGUCGCCUGAUGGUUUGACGAACGGUGGUCCACCGAGCCCAGUGCACAGCGAUUCAGACGCCUCCAACUCCAGUUUGGAACUCGGCUCUAUUCGACGUGGAGAGAAUGCCCAACUAAAGUGCAGAUGGCAGAAUUGUGGUCGUUGGUUCACGUCCUUGGAACAGCUGGCAGGACAUGUUGCACGAUUGCAUGCUGCGCCGGGACCACGUGGACUCUUUUAUUGUGGUUGGGAAGGAUGUGCCAGAGGUGAACGUGGGUUUAAUGCUAGGUAUAAGAUGCUGGUCCAUGUCCGAACGCACACGAAUGAAAAGCCGCAUCAUUGUUUUCAAUGCGAUAAAAGUUUCAGCAGAGCGGAGAAUCUCAAAAUUCACGCUCGUUCCCAUACAGGUGAACGUCCUUAUGUCUGUCCUGUCGAAGGUUGUAAUAAAGCCUACUCGAAUUCCUCGGACAGAUUCAAGCACACCAGAACUCACGCCGUAGAUAAGCCUUACUGUUGUAAGGUUCCCGGUUGCCCGAAGAGGUACACUGAUCCCUCAUCUUUGCGUAAGCAUGUAAAAACAUAUAGACACUACGUAAAUAACAACGAUAAAGUGCAAGAGAAGAGUUUCGAGGAGAAUAAUUCUCAGGAAAAGACAAGGUUCGACACCGUUUCACCAGAAAAGCAAAGUAGUAGUACUCACUCUGAAUCGUCUGAUAAAAAAGAUAGUAGCAUCGAAAGCAGCAUGUCAAGUUUGAGCCCGAAAGCUAGCAAUAGUUUUGAAGAGCAGAGGAAUUUUGUUGAGUGGAAUAACAUGUAUAAUCUUCACGACCAACGUAAGGAACCGGAACAGAUAACACCUAGAAAAACGUACGAACAGGAAGUGAAAAUCUAUCCAAGGAUCUACGAUGACAGUUAUAUAAUACCGGAAAGAAUUCAAGUGAAUCCUAUGUAUGUUUCUAAUAACGCGAUCAUUAAAGGAAGUCCACCGCAAUCGAUUCAAUCGCCUCAGUCCAGUCCGCAUCAUGUUCCUGAUACGUUGCCUCGCAUCGGAACACAAUCGACACCUAUUAAGAUCGAAGAAUCCGUUGAAUGUCCCAGUAAAAUUAGCUCUGUUGAUUACAGAAAUAUCGAGUCGAUCAUUAACAGCACACCAUGUAAAAAGGAAAAUAUUGGGAUUAGUGAUCCUGUGAGACAUUCUGUGAUAAAACGAGCAGAAGAUCUUAAGAUGGAAGUCGAGCAAAUGCCGAUCAAGGAAGAGAUUUGUAAAGAUACCACCGAUUGUUGUUGUCGUCACAAAUGUUGCGUACAUAAUAACGAUAUUUUGAAAAAAACAAAGAUCCUUUCAGAUUUGAUUCUUAAAACACAGAAUCCUUUAUUUAGACAUCUGUUGGGCACGGUAGAUUUGCAGUACGGAUUGCAGAAUAUGUGGGGUAACAUCGUGGAUACGAACAAUACCUGUGGACAAGAUCUUCGAGUUAAGAAUGAAAAUGUUGUCGAAAUGGAGCAGGAUCUUCCAUUAGAUUUAACGAUUAAUAAAUAAAGAGAAUUUUAAAUCACAUGGAAGUUAGCUUUUAUAAAAAAAAGCUAUCUAUAAGAAAGACACUCAAAAUCCUACAGAUCUACGUUUUUUUUACAAAUCGAUAUAUAUUUUAAGUUUUGAAAAAAAAUUUGUUUUAAACUACCGAUUAUAACUAAUAUUCGGCUUUCGAGGCCGUCCUAAUGUUUGAAUAUUUUCUUGAUGCUUCCUAAUAUUAAAAAAUGUUAUUUUCAAUUAUAACAUUUUUCAAUAUUUACAUAGAUUCAGGACGACCUAGAAUGUUAAAUUUGAAUCUAUAUUUUAAGUUAUAACCGGUAGUUUCGUUUUCCUAAUUUUAUGUCAUUUUUGAAAAUUAUGCAAGAAUGUUAUUUUUUUUUUUUGGAAUUAGUAUUUUUUUUUUUUUAUAAAUAUAUAUGUAUACGUAAAGUAUUUUCAAUUCGCUGAUCACUAGAGAAAUUUCUCUAAUAAAAAUCAAGGAAGAUGAGGAUUGAUAUGUACCGGUGAGAAAGAUGAAAAAAAGUUGGUCCGUUUUUGUUAGACUGUGAAGCCAAAUAUAUAUUGUAAUACAUUAAUGUCUAUCUUAUAAAGCAGAAACAAGUUUGAUAUCGAAUAAGAUUUGCUCAAUCUUAAUUCGUUAAUAAUUAAAAAAUCUGAGAUAUAAGUUUACGGGUAAUUCGAUCAAUUCAAAAUAAUUGUCGAAACCUGUAUAUACAUACGUUAAACCCAAAUUUAACAAACAAAAUAGAAGAAAAAAGAUGUAAAAUAUUACAUAUUUUAUGGAAAUUUCAAAAAAUAUUAUGGUUGAAAACGUAGCUGUAUCAUAAUGAGUUUGAAAGAAAUUAUUCAAUAUAUUAUAUUCAACAUCUAUGUAUCAUAUGUAUAUAAAGAUGUAUUAUGUAUAAGGUAUUCAUGAAGAAAAGUAUGAACGUUUCUGCAAUGAAAAGAGUGUGUUUAAUAACAUUAAACUAUUCAAUAAAAAAUAUUAUUUAUAUAAAAAA
Messenger RNA from Apis cerana (Asiatic honeybee), 2774 nucleotides. Its product is annotated as zinc finger protein GLI1. The record is from RefSeq and is a predicted model, not a curated record. Gene Ontology annotation, biological process: regulation of transcription by RNA polymerase II. Gene Ontology annotation, cellular component: nucleus. NCBI's taxonomy places the organism in Eukaryota, Metazoa, Arthropoda, Insecta, Hymenoptera, Apidae. Gene Ontology annotation, molecular function: DNA-binding transcription factor activity, RNA polymerase II-specific; zinc ion binding; RNA polymerase II cis-regulatory region sequence-specific DNA binding.